Molecule: messenger RNA, 828 nt
Organism: Trichoderma gamsii
Lineage: Eukaryota; Fungi; Ascomycota; Sordariomycetes; Hypocreales; Hypocreaceae
Exons: 3
Coding region: 1-828 (275 amino acids)
Molecular function (GO): oxidoreductase activity, acting on the CH-OH group of donors, NAD or NADP as acceptor
Source: RefSeq, a predicted model, not a curated record
AUGGCUUCGAGUAUAGCUCGUGCUGGACUGUUGGCUGGCAAAGUGUCAAUAAUUACAGGAGCCUCGUCCGGCUUGGGGCAAGCCAUGGCACUGGAGUUUGCCAAGCAGGGCGCCACUGUCGUUUGUGCCGAUAAAACACCUGCCUUCAAAGGAAAUCAGAACCAACUCACACAUGAGACAAUAUGUGAACAAGGGGGUAGGGCAAUAUUUGUUUCGACAGACGUCGCAGACCAGAAUGACAUGCUGAAGCUCAUGCGAGAUUCGGGAAAUCAGUUUGGACGGAUUGACAUAAUGGUCAAUAAUGCUGGCAUUGCUCCCGAGGCUUCUGAGCCGCGACCGAUCUGGGAGACAUCUCUACAGACGUUUGAACGAACCUGGGGGGUCAACAUGCGCGGCGUCUUUCUCGGCUGCAAACUUGCUGGAGCCCAGAUGAUGCGUCAGCAGAGAAUCUCUGGCGACGGUAGGGCUGGCACUAUCAUCAACAUCGGAUCUAUACUUGGCGUGUUGGGAAAAGCAGGCACGCCUGCAUAUUCGGCCACCAAGGGGGCCGUAAUCGCUUUUACACGAGCAGUAGCUAUGGACUAUGCUCCGCACGGCAUCCACUGCAACUCGAUCCUUCCGGGAUUCACACGAACCGCAAUGAUCUCGGCUAUGACAGAUAACGUUGAAAUCGAGCGAGAGAUGGCACAACGACAUCCUCUCAAGCACCUUGGCAAGCCACAAGACAUUGCAAGUGCUGCUGUAUUUCUCGCGAGUAACAUGUCGAAUGGGAUUACAGGCCUGAACUUGUCUGUGGAUGGCGGAUUACAUAGUCAACUAAGCGUGUAG